CCGGCCUACGCGACUGGAGGAAGUUUUACCUCAGUCGCAAACUGCGCCCGGCUGACAGCUGGCAGGGAGCGGAGGGACAGGAUGAGUGCCGGCUCGGACCCCGUGGUCAUCGUCUCUGCGGCGCGGACCGCCAUAGGCUCCUUCAAUGGCGCCCUGUCUACUGUGCCUGUCCACGACCUGGGGACAGCUGUCAUCAAAGAAGUCCUGCAGAGGGCCAAGGUGGCUCCAGAAGAGGUGUCCGAGGUCAUAUUUGGGCACGUUUUGGCGGCAGGUUGUGGGCAGAAUCCCACUCGACAAGCCAGUGUGGGUGCAGGAAUCCCCUACUCGGUUCCAGCAUGGAGCUGCCAGAUGAUCUGUGGCUCAGGCCUGAAAGCCGUGUGCCUUGCGGCCCAGUCCAUAGCCAUAGGUGACUCCAGCAUUGUGGUUGCAGGAGGCAUGGAGAACAUGAGCAAGGCCCCUCACUUGGCUCACCUGAGAGCAGGAGUCAAGAUGGGUGAGAUGCCGCUGGCUGACAGCAUCCUCUGUGAUGGCCUUACAGAUGCGUUUCACAACUAUCACAUGGGCAUCACAGCUGAAAAUGUAGCCAAAAAAUGGCAAGUGAGCAGAGAAGCCCAGGACAAGGUUGCAGUUCUGUCCCAGAACAGGGCAGAGCAUGCACAGAAAGCUGGCCACUUUGACAAGGAGAUCGUGCCAGUGCUGGUGUCUUCCAGGAAAGGUUCUACUGAAAUGAAAAUUGAUGAGUUUCCUCGCCAUGGGAGUAACAUGGAAGCCAUGGGCAAGCUGAAACCUUACUUCCUUUCUGAUGGGACGGGAACAGUUACCCCAGCUAAUGCAUCAGGGAUGAAUGACGGUGCCGCGGCUGUGGUUCUUAUGAAGAAGACAGAAGCCGAGAGUCGAAGGCUGAGACCUUUAGCAAGAAUAGUUUCCUGGUCACAAGCUGGCGUGGAGCCCUCCAUUAUGGGAGCAGGACCAAUUCCAGCCAUAAAGCAAGCUGUUAUGAAAGCAGGCUGGUCCCUGGAGGAGGUCGAUCUAUUUGAAAUUAAUGAAGCCUUUGCAGCAGUGUCUGUUGCAAUAGCUAAGGAACUUGGAUUAAACCCAGAGAAGGUCAACAUCGAUGGAGGAGCCAUUGCCUUGGGCCAUCCUCUGGGAGCAUCCGGCUGUAGGAUUUUAGUGACCUUGUUACACAGCCUUGAGAGAAUGGGCGGGACUCGUGGUGUGGCAGCCCUGUGCAUUGGGGGUGGGAUGGGAAUAGCAAUGUGUGUUCAGAGAGGAUGACCUGCCUGACAGCCACCACCCCUGAACACUUCUUGCUAAAUCAGUGAAACACUAUAGUAUGUGAAAUCAGAGGACCAAAGUGAGGACAGGAAGCCAGGUGGUCAGCUUGCUGUACUUUAAUGAGACACCCAAGGCUAAGACAUUGUGUCUGACACUGCUAUAAAUAAAAGGGAAAUCCAAUCAAUCAGUCAUCAAGGGCUCCAGAGUGAACGGCGUUUUCAUAACUUCCAUGUUUAUCAUCUUUGUUUUCUGGGUAUAAUUUUAUCAGAUCAUCGAUUUUUUUGUUUGUUUGUUUUAUUUUGUUUUUGAGACAGGUUUCACCAUGUAGCCUUGAAAUUGUUUUGUAGACCAGGCUGACUUUGAACUCCCAGAGAGCUACCUGCCUCCUCCUUCUGAGUACUGGAAUUAAAAAGGUGUGUGUCAUCAUGCCUGGACCCCAAAAUGACCCAUUCAAAGGAUGGUGAUUGGGGCUUCUGUUGCAGACUUCAGGCUCUUCACUUUAACUGUGGUUGGUUCAAAAAAAAAAAAAAAAAAAAAAAAAAAAAAAAAAAAAAAAAACCCUGCUUGCUUGUUGUCUUGUGGUUUCCCAUUGAUCAAAUCAAGACCAAUCCUGUAAUGGUGAAAAUUCAGUGACCUCUUCCAAGCUGAAGUGGUGUGUUCCAGCUGUUCUGGCCCACAAGACUGGGUUUCAAACAAGUGUAUCUCUGGGAGUAGAAAAGUGAGCAGCAGGCAGUUUUGAUGUAUUUUACUUCUCUGCUCUUGACUGGGUAAGAUGUUAUCUGCUUCAAAUGUCUGUCUUGCCUUCCAGAAUGAUGGGCUGCGGCCUGGAAUUGUGAGCCAAAUAAACUCCUUCCUCCCUUGUGUUGCUCUUUGUCAGUUUUGUCAUGACAGCAGAAAUAAAGCUAGAACGUAAGGAUGUAUUAAUGACAGCUCGAACAGAAAAGCCAUGCUUUACAGUAUGUAACUGAGAGGUACAACCAAGGAUAUCUGAAGCAAAAUAUGGGUUUGGGGCAGGUUGGGCAGACAGCAUUCAUUUAUUAUGGAUAUUACUAACAAGCCUCUGUGUUCCUCAGAUGAACCUGCCAGGAGGUAGCAACACGCACUGUGACAGUCAUAAGCAGACUGUAAUAGAGCAAUGUGUCA
Messenger RNA from Chionomys nivalis (European snow vole), 2418 nucleotides. RefSeq names its product acetyl-CoA acetyltransferase, cytosolic. Gene Ontology annotation, molecular function: acetyl-CoA C-acetyltransferase activity. Bases 82 to 1275 code for a protein of 397 amino acids. The record is from RefSeq and is a predicted model, not a curated record. Gene Ontology annotation, biological process: fatty acid beta-oxidation. The transcript has 9 exons. NCBI's taxonomy places the organism in Eukaryota, Metazoa, Chordata, Mammalia, Rodentia, Cricetidae.